Xiphias gladius (swordfish) is the source of this 1143-nucleotide messenger RNA. Its product is annotated as zona pellucida-like domain-containing protein 1. NCBI's taxonomy places the organism in Eukaryota, Metazoa, Chordata, Actinopteri, Istiophoriformes, Xiphiidae. The record is from RefSeq and is a predicted model, not a curated record. Bases 1 to 1143 code for a protein of 380 amino acids. Gene Ontology annotation, cellular component: cell surface. The transcript is spliced from 9 exons.
AUGAACCUUCUUAGCUUUCUAUUCUUGGUAUCCAUGGUGGCCAAAAGCAGUCAGUUAACGUGCCAAAAUAACUUUCGACGUCCAGAAUACACUGACAUCUCAGUUGAAUGUGGCACAUCCUUGAUUAGCCUGGCUAUUCUAAUCUGCCCUGUUGUCUACACUGGCUACAACGAGUCUUUGCUCAUCCUCAACCACAUAUUCGACAAGCCAGAGUGUAAAGGAACCUUGGAUGAAUCCACCACCCCGCCUGUUGUAAGGUUCACCUUCCCCCUCAACAUGACCAACGCUUGCGGCAGCAACUUCGUGACCACCAGUGCAGCUGGCACAGGGAUCUUUGCUGACUUCUCCAACAUCCAGACAGUUAAUGUCAGUGGUGUGGUGCACUCCCAUGAUCCAACCACGGGAGUAGUCACCUAUAAUGCUGAGCUCAAAUAUUAUUAUUCCUGUGCUUACCCUCUGGAGUAUCUCAUCAACAACACCCAGGUGGAAGUGUCAGCAUCUUCCAUUGCAGUGAGGGACAACAAUGGAAGCUUCAUCAGUACUUUGAGCAUGGACCUAUUCAGUGAUUUCAACUACACCACUCCUCUGGUCAUACCACCACUGGGAUUAGAGCUGAGGACCAAUGUCUAUGUCCAGGUCCAAGCAGCCAACCUGACUGAUCAGUACCAUGUCCUCAUGGACCGAUGUUAUGCUUCCAUCUCUCCACAUCCCACAAACUCUACUUUCUUCAACCUGUUUGUCUCGUGCUCUAAGGACCAGAUGACCACCAUGCACGAGAACGGGGACAGUCACCAUGCCCGCUUCUCCUUCCCAGCCUUCAGGUUCAUUGAACAGCAGAACCAGACGGUGUCCACUUAUUACUUACACUGUAUCACCAGGCUUUGUGAGAUCAGCACUUGCAAUGAUUUUAAGCAAUGUAACAACAGGAGGAGAAGAGAUGUUCGUUCCACUGGUCUUUCAGAAUCUACCACACUAUCCUCUGUGGUUCCCAUUCUCACCAGAAAUGAGAAUUCUGUGUCCAGCAUUGAUCCAGGCUCCGACUCCAGGAUGGGCCUCGGGAUAGCUUUGGGUGUCCUCACUCUGGUCAUCAUUGUGGUUCUAGUUGCAGCAGCUGUCCUCUACAGGAAGCUCAGACACUUUUAA